GCGUACCAGAUAAUCAACGACGAGCUGAUGCUGGACGGGAACCCGCGGCUGAACCUAGCGUCGUUCGUGACGACGUGGAUGGAGCCGGAGUGCGACCGCCUCAUCAUGGCCGCCGUCAACAAGAACUACGUCGACAUGGACGAGUACCCCGUCACUACCGAGCUCCAGAACCGAUGUGUGAAUAUGAUAGCCCACCUUUUCAAUGCGCCGAUCGGAGACGACGAAACGGCGGUCGGAGUCGGAACUGUCGGAUCCUCAGAAGCCAUAAUGCUGGCAGGGUUAGCAUUCAAGAGGAGGUGGCAGAAUAAGAGAAGGGCAGAAGGCAAGCCAAUUGACAAACCAAACAUUGUCACUGGUGCCAAUGUCCAGGUUUGCUGGGAGAAAUUCGCGAGGUACUUCGAAGUAGAACUGAAGGAGGUGAGGCUGAGGGAUGGGUAUUAUGUCAUGGACCCCGAGAAGGCCGUCGAGUUGGUGGAUGAGAACACUAUCUGCGUCGCCGCCAUUUUGGGUUCGACUCUCACCGGAGAGUUCGAGGACGUUAAACGGUUAAACGACCUCCUUACGGAGAAGAACAAGGAGACAGGGUGGGACACACCGAUCCAUGUCGAUGCCGCGAGUGGAGGGUUCAUUGCGCCUUUCCUCUACCCCGAACUAGAAUGGGACUUCCGACUUCCGCUAGUGAAGAGCAUCAAUGUCAGCGGCCACAAGUACGGCCUCGUUUACGCCGGCGUCGGAUGGGUUGUUUGGAGGAGCAAAGAAGAUCUACCUGAAGAGCUCAUUUUCCACAUAAACUAUCUCGGCGCGGAUCAACCGACAUUCACCCUCAAUUUCUCAAAAGGUUCGAGUCAGAUCAUUGCUCAGUACUACCAGUUCAUCCGUUUGGGCUUUGAGGGAUAUAAGAACAUCAUGGAGAACUGCAUGGAGAAUGCUAGGGUACUGAAAGAAGGCAUAGAGAAGACCGGCAAAUUCGACAUCCUCUCGAAGGACGUCGGCGUGCCGCUGGUCGCAUUCUCCCUGAAGGACGGGGGCACGUACACCGUUUUCGAGAUAUCGGAGAGCCUGCGGCGGUUCGGGUGGAUCGUGCCGGCCUACACCAUGCCCCCCAACGCGGAGCACGUCGCGGUCCUCCGUGUGGUCAUCCGCGAGGACUUCAGCCGGAGCCUCGCGGAGCGGCUCGUGACCGAUCUCGCGAAGGUCCUGGCGGAGUUCGACGUGCGGGCGAGCCGUGUCAAGACCACGGUGGCGCACGUAACGACCGCGGAGCGGAGCAACGGCGAUGGCGACGCGACGGUGGUCAAGAAGAGCGUGAUCGAGACGCAGCGGGAGAUCACCGCGUUCUGGCGGAAGCUCGUCGACCGGAAGAAGACUAGCGGGGUUUGCUGAUUCCGGAGGGUAGAUCUCCGCUAUCAUUUUUUUCUCCUUACUUAAUGCUAUGCUUACAAACAAAUUUUACGAACGUCUGCCAACUCGUAAGUUCGA
Messenger RNA from Ananas comosus (pineapple), 1479 nucleotides. Its product is annotated as glutamate decarboxylase-like. The record is from RefSeq and is a predicted model, not a curated record. The transcript is spliced from 6 exons. Gene Ontology annotation, molecular function: pyridoxal phosphate binding; glutamate decarboxylase activity. The coding region runs from base 28 to 1383 and encodes 451 amino acids. Gene Ontology annotation, biological process: L-glutamate catabolic process. Lineage: Eukaryota; Viridiplantae; Streptophyta; Magnoliopsida; Poales; Bromeliaceae. Gene Ontology annotation, cellular component: cytosol.